GCUACGAAUGCGAAGAGUUGAUUGCGGUGCCGUGCGGUUCCUUUAGUGGCAAUAAUUUUUCGAUUCUUAGAACUUAGAGAAACAAUAGUCAAUUUUCGCAUCAAACAAGUGUGUUACAAGUGUAGAAAAGUAGAAUUUUACGUAGAUUGUGAUCCGUUCGAUAGCACAAAUUUUUCAAUAUUUUGACAUAACAUAUGCGUUCGCGACUGAAUUCAGAUUUGUUUCUGAAGUUUAGAAAAAAUAAUCGAUUGCAAAUUUACUGACGAGGCACCUUUUUCCUCGGUCAUUUCAACACCUUUAUUGUGUAAAACUGAUAAGCAAAAAAAAAUCGCUGCUCCUAUUGCCAUACAAAGUCAUAACAGCUCAAAGUGGUUACGUAGAUUGAACAUUAGAGGCAUCCACCGGACACGAGUCUGUCGGCUGACUAUCACAGGUUAAAAAGCCUACUAUUAGCUAAAGUGACAACGAUUUCCUCUUAAUUGUUCCUGACUGCCGUGCCGUUAGUGGUUCAACAAAUUAUUGAAGUUAGCUCGAGCUCGUAUCCAAGCAGGCAGUGACGUCGCUGUGCGUAGACGGCCUCGCAGUACAAUGGCGGCUGAUGAUAAAACUAACGAUACAAUGAAAUCACUCGGGUGGAAAUUUCUCAACAAGGAGACCUUUGGCAACGGUGAACGUGCCAACUACGUAAACAGUCCACAUGUCAUCGCUAUGGUAGGGUUGCCAGCGCGAGGCAAAACGUACAUUUCCAAGAAACUAUCCCGCUACCUGAACUGGAUCGGUAUCAACACGAAGGUGUUCAACCUGGGCGAGUACCGGCGGCACGCGACCGACGCCUACCGGAGUCACGAGUUCUUCCGACCCGACAACGAAGCUGCGAUGGCUAUCCGGCAGCACUGCGCCGAAAUGGCACUGGAAGACGUUGGUCAGUGGCUGGAGAAUGGUGGUGAAGUGGCGGUCUUCGAUGCAACAAACUCAACGCGCGAACGACGCCGCAUGAUCAAGGAAAUCAUCGUGCACAAAAUGGGCUAUAAACUCUUCUUCGUGGAAUCCGUUUGUGACGACCCUCAAAUCAUCGAGCAGAAUAUAAUGAUAAAACUUAGAAGUAUUGUGCACUUACCACCGCUGGUAUUGAACAGUAUCGAGGAAGUGAAGGUGAGCAGUCCCGAUUACCGCAACAUGAACAUGGAGGAAGCGCUGUCCGAUUUUCGACUACGAAUCGAACACUACCAGGAACGCUACGAACCGCUGGACGAGGAAAUUGAAAAGCAACUGUCGUACAUGAAGAUCUACAACACCGGCGAAAAGGUCGUCGUCCACAAGCACGAGGGACACAUCCAGUCCCGAAUCGUUUACUACCUGAUGAACAUUCACAUCACCCCAAGGACUAUCUAUCUGACGCGGCACGGUGAAAGUGAUCACAACCUCAAGGGACUGAUUGGAGGUGAUUCUAAUCUGAGUGAACGGGGACGCAAGUACGCCCAGUCGUUGGCCAAGUACAUUUCAGAGCAGCACAUCGAGGGCCUCCGGGUUUGGACUUCGUGGUUGAAGCGCACCAUCCAAACCGUAACCGAUGUCAAUGCACCGCAGGAACGCUGGAAGGCCCUGAACGAAAUCGAUGCUGGUAUCUGUGAGGAAAUGACCUACGAGGAUAUUCAUGAAAAGUUCCCGGAGGAAUUCAAAGCACGCGAUCAGAACAAAUUCGCCUAUCGUUACCCGCGGGGCGAAAGUUACGAAGAUUUGGUCGUCCGACUGGAACCGGUCAUGAUGGAACUGGAGCGGCAGGGUAACGUGCUGGUCGUGUCCCACCAGGCCGUACUGCGCUGUGUGCUGGCGUACUUUUUGGACAAAACUGCAGAUGAACUUCCCUAUCUAAAAGUACCUCUGCAUACUAUCAUCAAGCUAACCCCAGUAGCCUAUGGGUGCAAAGUGGAACACAUCAAGUUGCCAAUUGACGCGGUGGACACACAUCGUGCUAAGCCAGAGAUAUCAGACGAUUCAUUCGGUAGCGACACUAGUUACAACGGCGACCAAUCUCCCCUAUCAUCACGAAAUGGCACUUGCUCACGAUAAGUCACAAACAAAAACAAAAUUGACACACAAUUAGUAAAAAGGUCAGGUUUCGACUAUUGAAGAAAGUUUUAACAGGACAUAUUAUUCCGUUUUAUCAAAAGGUGUUUUCUGUAGCAGAUCAACAUGUGUUAAUAAUAGUAUGUUUUAUGUGCUAUGAGCGAAAUUUGUCAAGAUCAUUAAUAAUUAGGUGUUAAGAUACGAAUAAGCUAAAGUUAAAUCAUUUUUUAAAAUAACAUGUUUUCAUAUACUUUAAUAUUUUGGCAAUAAACUUAUAUUUUACAAUCGAAAAUCGUUAUCAUCCUGUAAAUUGUAAAUAAACCACAUCAAUAACUGAACGGAAGGGACAAAACCUAGUUGUGUUAACACUGAACCACUGUACUCUAACCUCUG
Topomyia yanbarensis is the source of this 2460-nucleotide messenger RNA. It is a transcript of the gene Pfrx, whose product is annotated as 6-phosphofructo-2-kinase/fructose-2,6-bisphosphatase. The coding region runs from base 589 to 2070 and encodes 493 amino acids. NCBI's taxonomy places the organism in Eukaryota, Metazoa, Arthropoda, Insecta, Diptera, Culicidae. The record is from RefSeq and is a predicted model, not a curated record. Gene Ontology annotation, molecular function: ATP binding; fructose-2,6-bisphosphate 2-phosphatase activity; 6-phosphofructo-2-kinase activity. The transcript has 9 exons. Gene Ontology annotation, cellular component: cytosol. Gene Ontology annotation, biological process: fructose 2,6-bisphosphate metabolic process; fructose metabolic process.